This is a messenger RNA of Hemibagrus wyckioides, 1985 nucleotides long. RefSeq names its product platelet-activating factor acetylhydrolase, isoform Ib, gamma subunit (gene pafah1b3). Bases 171 to 839 code for a protein of 222 amino acids. NCBI's taxonomy places the organism in Eukaryota, Metazoa, Chordata, Actinopteri, Siluriformes, Bagridae. The transcript is spliced from 7 exons. The record is from RefSeq and is a predicted model, not a curated record.
CCAUAAAGACAUGGAUGAUUCAUGCUACAUAUACGACCCUGACAUCUGUUUCUGUGUGGACACUGGACACUCAGAGUUCUGCUGGUCGCGUCUUGAUAAACUUGGUGCUACGUCAUUUCCUGCAUUUGGCGCGUCGCUAGUUUGCGGAAGCAAGCGAUAGAAUAACAGUAAUGAGCAGCGGAGACAGCAAUCCUGCAGCUACCCCCACCCCCUGUGAGGACAUACACGGUGAUGGACGAUGGAUGUCACUGCACAAUCGUUUUGUAUCUGACAGUAAAGGGAAGGAACCAGACGUGCUCUUCGUCGGAGAUUCUCUUGUCCAACUAAUGCAUGAGUUUGAGGUUUGGAGAAAGCUGUUUUCCCCACUCCAUUCUCUGAAUUUUGGGAUUGGUGGUGAUGCGACACAGCAUGUCCUAUGGAGACUCAGUAAUGGAGAACUGGACCAUAUCUGCCCCAAGGUGGUAGUGUUGUGGGUGGGCACUAAUAAUCAUGGCCACACCCCCGAGCAGAUCUGUGGCGGCAUCAUGGCCAUUGUUAACGUGAUCAACAAGCACCUUCCUCAAACUCACGUUCUUGUACUGGGUGUUUUGCCGAGAGGGAAGAGUCUGAACCCACUACGCAAGCGUAACGCACGAGUGAACACUCUGGUGCAGGCUGAGCUGGAAUCUCUCUCAUAUGCCUCCUUUUUGGACGUGGAUCCUGGAUUUGUGCAAUCAGAUGGCUCCAUCUCCCAUCAGGACCUAUACGAUUAUCUCCACCUAACAGCACAGGCCUAUCAGAAAGUGUGCCAGCCAAUAUACACACAAAUUAAAACCCUGCUAGAAACGCACGCACCCUGAGUGCCCAAAAGCAAAUAAGUCUUCAUACACUAUUGUAGACAUGUAUCCUACACACAGAAAUUAUCAACAGUUAAAAAUCAUGCACUUACAUUAAUACUGUUACGGACCAACAAGUCAUAAGAUAUAGUACACUAACACCUAUACAUACACUGUUCUAAGCAGACCCCUCAAUGACAUUUCAUUUAUUGAUUUCGGUAAAUACAUUAUGCGAAUUAUCUGAUCAUUGUGCUCACUAGAGUGAUGCUUCAACUACCAUGACAAAAAACUGCCACUUAGUUAUUUUUGCUGACCCCAAGCAAAAUAAUUUUUUUUUCUAGCAAAAGAUGUUAGCUUAAGCCUAUGGAAAGUUCGUGGUCACUGCACAGUUAACAAGAAGCAGUGGGUUGUGUUUUUAAUGAGAAAUAUUUAAGUCAAAGCUCAAUGAAUAAAUGCAGCCUUUCAGUUUAGAACUUCACAGUGAACUUCCACUCACGUAACAGUGGUUAGAAAAUACACGACCAUGGUGAAGCGUUGGCAAGGCAGAGUUUUAAGUUCACAUACAUUGAACUUUUUUUUUUUUCCUAAAAGCACUUAUGAUUUCUUUGUUUUGUACAAUGUUUGUUGGUUUGUCAUAAAUGCAUAGAAAGCUUUAGUUAGUAUCUGUCUCCUGGCUGUAUGUCUAUGUUGGAACCUGUAAAUAUUGUCUUUUCUUUUCUGCAAAGUUUACUAUAGUAAAACAUAAAUUUGACAUGCUUACAUAACCCCAUGGCACCUGACAGUUCAGUUCUCCAAUUCUUGUCUAUGAGAACAACUGCAUUACCUCUGUUUAAUGUUUUUCUUGCUCCAGCAGAUCUGUUACAACUAUAGAAAAGUCACAUUCUGCUGAUAAGAUCAAAUGCAUAAGAGCAAUGAAAAUGUUAAACACUAUGCUGUGACCUGUACAUAACGCCUUUAUAAGUAAUUCCACUUUAGUGUCGUCCUGCUUUUUAUGUCUUUUCAUCCUGUCCUGUGACAUUGAUAAAGAAUCCUUUGGUCACAAACCUGUUGGCCUGUGAAGAACAAAAUCUCAAGAGCUUCCAUCAAUAAUUCGGGCCAAAUCUGUGAUUUAACACUGCAAAAUGCAAAUGUCUUCUGUCUUAAAAUGCUGGAUUAAAACCAUGGACUCAA